AUGAGAAUCGCAACGCUGCAAUUUGCCCCGAAACUGGGCGAUGUCGAAGGCAACAUCAGAAGGGCCAAUGACCUGCUCCAGGACGGCCAAGGAGCAACCCCUGCUUCGGGGCUUGAUACCCUGAAGCCCGAUAUUUUGGUACUGCCCGAGCUUGCAUUGACAGGCUACAACUUCCCCUCGCGCGAGGCUAUUGCCCCGUACCUCGAGCCAGCCGGACAGGGGCCGUCCGCCGCCUGGGCGCGACAGACAGCCAAGAAGUACGGCUGCAAGGUGUGCGUGGGGUACCCCGAGAUCGAGGCGGCGAGCGCGGGGCGUGACCAAGCGUCCAACCCGGGGACGUGCUACAACUCGCUGCUUGUGGUCGACGAGCGGGGCGAGGUCAUCCUGAACUACCGGAAGACCUUCCUGUAUUACACGGACGAGACGUGGGCGGCGGAAGGCGACGCGGCGCGCGGCUUCCAUGAGCUCACGUUUGGGCCAUCGCCCAGCGGCGGCGGCGGCAAAGCGGUGGCCACCUCGUUUGGCAUCUGCAUGGACAUCAACCCGUACCGGUUCGAGGCGCCGUUCACGGCGUGGGAGUUUGCGCACCGCGUGCUGGACUCGAAGACGGAGCUGGUGGUGCUGUCGAUGGCGUGGUUGACGCUGCUCAGUCGCGAGGAGAUGGCGCAUCUGAAGGAUCGGCCGGACAUGGAUACGUUCAACUACUGGAUUCAGCGGUUUCUGCCGCUGGUGAGGAAGCGGAUGCAGCAUGGUGUGGCUGUGGAUGGGGCAGAGGGGAAGCAGAUUAUCAUUGUGUUUGCGAAUCGAGCUGGGGAGGAGGAGGGGGCGGAGGGGGCCAGUCCGGCGCGGUACGCAGGCACGAGUACGAUUCUUGCGAUUCGACAGCGGCCGGCGCCUCACUCUCAGUCUGGCUCUCGCGCGGCUGGGGCCGUGUCUGAUGGAGAGGGUGGGGAGGAAGGUUCUGCGAGCGAGGCCGCAGAUGCGUCGGCGUUUGAUGUGAAGAUCCUGUGUUGGGACAUGAUGGGCGCUGGGAGCGAGGGGAUUUGUUUUGCUGAUACUACGGCGGAUCCCCGGAUGGUGUUUGGGUUGGUGAAGGCAGGAACUUGA
Messenger RNA from Aspergillus terreus NIH2624, 1107 nucleotides. RefSeq names its product putative protein N-terminal asparagine amidohydrolase. Gene Ontology annotation, molecular function: protein-N-terminal glutamine amidohydrolase activity; protein-N-terminal asparagine amidohydrolase activity. Gene Ontology annotation, biological process: protein catabolic process. NCBI's taxonomy places the organism in Eukaryota, Fungi, Ascomycota, Eurotiomycetes, Eurotiales, Aspergillaceae. The record is from RefSeq and is a predicted model, not a curated record. The transcript is spliced from 2 exons. Bases 1 to 1107 code for a protein of 368 amino acids.